This is a messenger RNA of Sparassis crispa, 3552 nucleotides long. RefSeq lists its product with no specific name. The record is from RefSeq and is a predicted model, not a curated record. Bases 1 to 3552 code for a protein of 1183 amino acids. Gene Ontology annotation, molecular function: calcium ion binding. Gene Ontology annotation, cellular component: membrane. Lineage: Eukaryota; Fungi; Basidiomycota; Agaricomycetes; Polyporales; Sparassidaceae. The transcript has 6 exons.
AUGGCUUCGCCGCAGGAGGUCCAGGCACAUUCGCCUCCAGUUGAUCCUCAGCAUUUCCCGCAGUUCCAUCCUACUGAUCCGGCCUUCCCUACUGUCGUUUCCCCGUCACAUCCUGAUGCACUUUCUCCACCCCUUCCCUCUCAUUUACACGAUACCUCUCACUUGCAGGAUCCAAUGCAAUCCCUCUUCUCCACAGAAAUGGCCGGUGUAGAUUCCAUGUCCGUCCCCAUGCAAAUGUCUCUUUCUGCUCUGUCUUCCUCUCCUGCAGGUCCCGCUGCCAUGGAUAUACUUUCUACCCACCCGCCGGCUGGACAAACAUCCCCGGGACUACUCUCAGACUUUCCCCCGCCGAACCCAUCCUUUGGCGUUGAUCCUCGUCUCACCAGUCUUGACGGUCUUGACGGUUCUCACCAGCUCGUGUCAUCACCUAGUGCGACUUCAUCCUCAACGGGCCCGUCACAUGCACCCUCACCUGCAAUGAACGGCAUGGGUUCGUCGUACUCCGUAGGCUCCUCGUCACUGGCUUCGGCUCUCGAUGGUAUGGCCGCGCGCAGCCGCUCGGGCUCAUCCGCGUCGCCUGCUAACCUAACCAGCUCGACUUCGGAGAUUGGAUUCUCAUCGGGGGGCAGUGGUCCGUCUACAUCGUCUCAUGAUUCUGGGUUUCAGUUCAUGUCUGGGUUUGAGAAUACGCCGCCUCAGCCUGCAGAGGAAAACUCACAGGACGUGCCUGAAGGUGCACAUCUACUCGUUCUCGGUGACAUGCUGAAGAACAUUGCACGGACUGCUAACUCCGGCAGUCAGGCCUGUUCCAUGGGACAGACGACCGACGCGCGUGAUAUCGUAGACAUGCUGAAGAAAAAUGUGCUGCUCGUAGCAGAACUCGUUGCUGCCAUGCACCUGGGAACUUCUGGAGUGUCUUCCAACAUGUCAUCUCCGCACUGUCACCCAGCGGUUGCCUCCAGUGCACCUAUGGCUGCAGCAGCGCAAGAUGUUGCACAGCAGCAGCACAUAAAUGGGCUCCAGUCUUAUGGUUCUCCCCCCCUGGAUACCAACGCCAUGCUCGAUAUGUCCGAUAUAUCUCGCAAGCGCUGUGCUUCUUCCGUUGCAGGUGAUAGAGUCCCGAAGAUCAUGAAGCUUGAGCCCCACGACGACGCGCCGCUCAGCCAACUCCCUGCGCCCAUUAUCCCGCCCACAGCGAUUCCCAUAUCCCCCGUUUAUUCUUACCCACCACCUAUGCCCUCGAUUCCCCCAUCUGCAAGUAUGGGCGAGAUACCAGCAAUACCACCACCCUCAAUUCCCCCCACCGUUACCCCUUCUCGUCCGCCCACUCCAGGCGGUAUACCUGCGCUCCAUCAUAUUGUACCCGACGGGCCGCCUCCGCAGUCUCUACAUUCCAUGCAUUUUGCCCCUCUCGAUCCGAUGCUUACUUCACCACCAGACUUUAACCCUCAGUCGUCUAUUACACCCGGUCCCUCCUCGCUCCCUGCUAACGUCUUUGACUCUGUACCCCUGGUUAAUACCAUCUGGCCCGACGCCCGAGUCCCCAUUGCUCGUCAUCACUCGCACUCUGUUUCAUCGGGUUCAGUCCUUUCUUCCAUCCCUCCACCCGCGAUAGCCAUUGCACAACUUCCGCCCAUGCAGUUCAGCUCCAGUGUGUUCCCCUCACCAACACGAACUACACACCUUGCGCAGACUCCUGUGCCAACCCCGCCAGUUCCUUCCGAUCUCGCUGUCCGUGCCUCGCGCUCCUCCUCCAUGUCCAACUUGCACGCAGCGAACACGCCGAACCCGUUCGCCUUCGGGCUCGAUAUGCAGCCCGUGCCGCUCCCUCCAUCAGUGGAAAUGCUUCAAUCGCGCCCGUCGACGUCAGGACUGCAGAGCCGGGCGACCACUCCCGACUACGACGACGAGAUGGACGGCUUGCACGAGUCGUCGGACGAGGGCGGCGAGAACUCGCAGCCGUACCAGUACAUGUCACCCGCGGCGGGGUCCUCUGACAGCGCUGAGAACACCGCGAGCCCAGAGGGGACGUCCUCGCUCUCGCGCCGGCCGAGCCAACGGCGCAUGAGCCGCGCGUCGCCGUCAGCGGAAGGCGGGGCGUCGUCCUCGGCACACGGGAACGAGGUCCCGCAGGAGUAUCGCGUAGAGGUGGAGCGCAUCUUUUUCGAGUUCUUGAAUGCCACCUGCUCGAAUCUCGACGCGACCGACGCGAAGGGUGAGCCGAUCCACCAGACGCUGAUGGCGAAGAAGAUGCAAAGGUUGGACGAGUCGCCCGACUUCCGGCCGUUCAAGUUCCGAAUUCAGGCCUUCACCAACGCGUUCUUAGAGGAGCUUGCGCGACAAGGUUACCCUGAAGAAAAGAUACCAAUGAAAAAGAUCCGCAAUUUUCUGUGGAAUCAGCCUUUCAUAUCGCGGUUCAACGAAGAGGGAAAAAAAUCGAAGUCGAAAGGCAAUCACAUCUGGCAUGUCGAUGCCAAAAAGACGGAGAGCGGCUGGGCGUUCCGCCCGUUCCGCCGGAAGCUGGCGGGCACACCACCAGGAGUGGCCUACGUUGGAUUGCGUUGGAUGUGGACGCCGCGCAUCUGGGAUCCCCAGGCGUCCAGGUCGAACAUGCCGGUCAAGUACAAUUCGUCUGAGCUCCCGUCGUGGCUGUCCUGGAAGGACGAUGUUCUGUCUGGGAUCCCAACGCCCGAUGCUCAGAGCUGCGACGUGACAGUGGAAGCCAGGUACAUACAGGAUGGGAAGGAAGAGGUUCUUCAGCAUACUGUCCACAUCGUGAUAGCUCCAAUGGCGUCUGUUGAUUCCACAUUCGUGCCCUCGCGACGACCGUCCUUGGCUGGGGAACUGAAUCCCCGGCGGGUGUUGAGCGAUCCAGCCGUAACGCAGACGACACCCCCACGGAUUAUGCGCGCACAAACUACCUUGGCUCCCGCAGUUCCAUCGCAUGCCCCAGAUUCUCAAGUCGUUCAGGUGCUCACCAGUGCUGCUCAGCGCGUAGCACAGGAAGCGCAGUCGCAAGUAGUGGCGUCUCCGAAUGACGCUGGACCUGAAUUGCAAGCUUUGGCAAAGCAGCAACAUGUGCUGACUGUUACUGCCCAGGCGUUCAAUUCCAAGAUGGCAGGAGAUGAAGAGGGCUCGGGAACGCAGUCGAGCUUGCUUACAGCGGCGGCACAACAGGUUGUGCUGCAAGCUGCGCGCCAAGUUGUUGCCGAUCGCACUGUUGCGGCCGUGUCCUCCGGAGUCGUAUCUCCCCAAACAGCAGCGUCGCAGGUCACCGUGAAGGAUGUGUCCGUCGCAACCCAGUCCGCCGUCGCGCAAGCGGUGGACAUGAUUGGGCCCCUUUCCAGCGAAGUCGAUGUCUUGAUGACAGCGAGUUCUCUUCUGCAGCAACAAACUCGGGCUCCACCUCCCCCGCCUCUGCUGGAUCCGCAACUUUCGGCGUUGGCGGAGUCAGGGCGACCCCAUCCAGCAGGAACGUCACCACCAGGACAGUUCGGUAUCCCUGCAGCGGUAUCAGCUCCCUCGGGAGCAGUCUUCUUCCCACAAUCAUGA